This is a messenger RNA of Cyprinodon variegatus (sheepshead minnow), 428 nucleotides long. Its product is annotated as glutamate receptor 3-like. The transcript has 2 exons. NCBI's taxonomy places the organism in Eukaryota, Metazoa, Chordata, Actinopteri, Cyprinodontiformes, Cyprinodontidae. The annotation marks the transcript as partial. The record is from RefSeq and is a predicted model, not a curated record.
UUUGCUCCCAGUUUUCCCGGGGAGUUUACGCCAUAUUCGGCUUCUACGACCGAAAGUCCAUGAACACGCUGACCUCGUUCUGCGGCGCCCUGCACACUUCCUUCAUCACACCCAGCUUCCCCAUCGACGCCGACGUGCAGUUCGUCAUCCAGAUGAGACCCAGUUUGAGGGGAGCCGUGCUCAGCCUGCUGGAUCACUACAAGUGGGAGAAGUUCGUCUAUCUUUACGACACUGACAGAGGUUUUGCAAUCCUCCAGGCCAUAAUGGAGUCUGCUGUAGCCAAUAACUGGCAGGUGACAGCUCGCUCGGUUGGGAACAUUGUGGACCCCACAGAGUACAGACGCAUCAUCGAGGAGAUGGACCGCCGACAGGAGAAACGCUUUCUCAUCGACUGCGAAGUGGAUAGGAUCAACUUGAUACUCCAGCAG